GUCAGAAAGAAAGAAUAAAAAAACCAGCUGAGAAUUGGCGAAAUCUGUGCUUUCCAGAAGAAAGAGAGAGAUAGAAAGAGAAAGAGAGGGAUUGAAGGAACGAACGAACGAACGAACGAACUAACAAAUACAGCUCUCCUCUUCGGUUCCUCUCAGUUAACGCUAUAUUCGCUGUAUCCAGUCUUGUUUCUGUACAGGUUUUGCUAGCUGGAUAACCUUGCUUCCCAAGAUUCUUUAUAUGGAUUUGAUCUCUCAUUGGUGUGAAUGCAAUGGUUUCUGUCUAUGGUGCUUGAAAGCAUAAUCUUCAUUUUCAUGGAUUGAUAUGACUUCCUAAGGAUCAGUGGUGUGAGAAAGAUUAUUUUGGAUUUGAAAUUACUAGUUUGUGGUGAGAAAGGUGUGAUGGAGAUAUCACUGUUAAAAGUCUUUCUUAAUAACAUCUCCUCAUUUUUCCGUUUAUCAUCUUGUGACAAUUUAAACUCUGAGCCAGUUCUGAAGUAUUACCAAAAGGCUGAAGAGAUAUUGAAGUUGUUGAAGCCGGUACUUGAUGUGAUUGUUGAUUCUGAAAUAGCUUCUGAUGAAGUGCUCAUCAAGGCAUUUGAAGAACUAAGUCGAUCUGUUGAAGAAUCGAGAGAGCUUUUUGAGAACUGGCAAUCAUUAUCAAGCAAAGUUUAUUUUAUUCUGCAAAUUGAACCGUUGAUAUCAAAGAUUCGGACUUCUGGUCUCGACAUUUUCCAGCUUCUGAAGGCUUCACUUGAACAUCUCCCUGAUGAAUUGAGUUCAGCAUCUCUUGAGCACUGUAUUCAGAAAAUUAAGCACAAGGGAUAUGAACAAACAUCAUCUGUCAUUAAAGAAGCUAUAAGAGAUCAAGCGGAGGGUGUUGGACCUAGCUCAGAGAUCCUGGUGAAAAUUGCCGAGAGCCUGAGCUUGAGGUCAAACCAGGAGAUUCUCAUUGAGGCUGUAGCCCUUGAAAAAUUGAAGGAAAAUGCUGAACAAGCCGAAAAGACAGGGGAAGCUGAAUAUAUUGAUCAGAUUAUCAGUGUUGUUACUCGCAUGCAUGAUCGCCUUAUUAUGAUAAAGCAAUCCCAGAGCUGUAGCCCGGUACAGAUACCUGCUGAUUUCUGCUGUCCUCUCUCCCUUGAGCUGAUGACCGAUCCUGUCAUUGUGUCUUCAGGGCAAACCUAUGAGCGGGCUUUCAUAAAAAAAUGGAUUGAUCUUGGUCUCACAGUCUGUCCUAAGACGCGGCAGACUCUUGCUCACCCCAAUCUAAUACCUAAUUACACUGUAAAGGCACUAAUUGCAAACUGGUGCGAGUCAAACAAUGUGAAGCUGCCUGAUCCCCUGAAAUCUAUGAGCUUAAACUCACCAUUGUCCCUUCUCGGGAACACAGAGUCUGGUGCAACCAGGGAGUCACCUGUCUUUCCUCAUUCCAGGGGCAACCAACCAAUAUCACUUGAGUCAAGUCCAUCUAUGGAUUCUCCCAGUAAAAACUUGAUCUCGUCCGGUGGAGGCCAUCGAGAGGGAACUUCUCCUUUGCAUCCUCGAUCUUCAUCAGAGGGUUCCUUCACUGGUGUAGUCGGGAAUGGGCAGGAUAUGGAAAUUGCAAGAAUAUCACUUACAAGUUCUGAAGACAGGUCUGCUAACUCAGACGAAAGGACUAUGGAUUCAGUUUGCCAACCCACUACUUCGUUAUCUGGAGAACAAUUUUCUAAUUCUAUUGGGACUGAGCAGUCAUCUCAGAGCCAUAAUAGAACUGCCUCUGCCUCCAGCGUGCUUUCUGGUGCAAAUUUUUCUCAAAGAACAUCAGGAGAUGUGGAUGAGGCUUCACAUAUAUCUGCCAAUCUCACUGGCUAUAGCAGUGAUGCAUCAGGAGAGAUGAAACCAGAGCCACAAGCUGCCACCUUGACCUUAACACAUAGAGAACCUGAGUUCCCUUCUAGAUUGGAGACCAGGUCUCGAAGCCAAACAAUCUGGCGUCGACCAUCAGAGAGGUUUGGUCCAAGAUUGUUAUCCUCUCCUGUUUCUGAAACAAGAGCUGAUCUUUCUGGCAUUGAAACCCAAGUGCGGAAGCUGGUUGAUGACUUGAAGAGCACUUCGCUUGAUACUCAAAGAGAGGCAACUGCUGGGCUCCGGUUACUUGCCAAGCACAACAUGGAUAAUCGGAUUGUAAUUGCUAGCUGUGGGGCCAUUAGUAUGUUGGUCGACUUGCUGUGCUCAACAGACACCAAGAUUCAGGAAAAUGCAGUUACAGCACUUCUUAACUUAUCAAUCAAUGAUAACAACAAAACUGCGAUUGCUAAUGCUAAUGCAAUUGAACCUCUGAUUUAUGUUCUUGAGAGAGGGAGUCCUGAGGCACGGGAGAACUCAGCUGCCACUCUAUUUAGCCUGUCGGUGAUUGAGGAUAACAAGGUCAGGAUUGGACGGUCUGGCGCAAUCGCUCCUCUGGUUGAUUUAUUAGGGAACGGAACUCCUAGAGGGAAGAAAGAUGCAGCGACAGCUUUGUUUAAUUUGUCAAUAUUUCAUGAAAACAAGGCCCGAAUUGUGCAAGCUGGUGCUGUAAAGUACCUUGUGGAGUUGAUGGAUCCAGCGGCUGGAAUGGUUGACAAGGCAGUAGCUGUUUUGGCAAAUCUUGCAACAAUUCCUGAGGGACGAACUGCGAUUGGUCAGGAGGGCGGGAUCCCUGUCCUGGUAGAGGUUGUUGAGUUGGGUUCUGCUAGAGGGAAGGAGAAUGCAGCUGCUGCUCUUUUACAUCUUUGUACAACUAGUAGUAGAUUUCACAGUAUGGUGCUCCAAGAAGGAGCUGUCCCACCACUGGUGGCAUUGUCACAGUCAGGCACCCCUAGGGCCAAAGAAAAGGCACAAGCGCUUCUUAGCCACUUUAGAAACCACAGACAUGGUAAUGCCGGGAGGGGCUGAUUUUGGAAGCACAGCCUUUGGUUUCGUGCUAAGGUUUUAAGUCAAGUUGUAAGGAUAGUGUGUAAAUCUGACGAUGCAAAUAAUGCAUAUGAAGGUGUUGUUGCUUGGAUUUUACUUGAUUGUAGAGGGAAAGAAACAAAGAAAAAAAAAAAAAGGAUUUAUGAAGGAUUUGAUUGAGUCCUCAUGUGAAGUACAUCAACUUAUGAAUGUGGGAAGAAAAUUUCGUACAUGCGAGAGUCUAUUUUCAGUGACGAUUAAUGGGCAAUGACACACAACUUAUCGGUUUUAUUUAA
Molecule: messenger RNA, 3206 nt
Organism: Juglans regia (Persian walnut)
Lineage: Eukaryota; Viridiplantae; Streptophyta; Magnoliopsida; Fagales; Juglandaceae
Product: U-box domain-containing protein 4-like
Exons: 6
Coding region: 400-2913 (837 amino acids)
Biological process (GO): protein ubiquitination
Cellular component (GO): cytoplasm; nucleus
Molecular function (GO): ubiquitin-protein transferase activity; protein binding
Source: RefSeq, a predicted model, not a curated record